Molecule: messenger RNA, 1937 nt
Organism: Vicugna pacos (alpaca)
Lineage: Eukaryota; Metazoa; Chordata; Mammalia; Artiodactyla; Camelidae
Source: RefSeq, a predicted model, not a curated record
ACCCUGGACUGGGGCAGAAGCCCCACGUGAGCUAAGACAAAGCGGAGCAGAGGCGAGACCUAUCUGAGCCUGGGGCGGGGCGAGGCGAGGCGAGACAAGACAGAAGCCCAGCCAACCCGAGACAGAGCCCGCGCUCAGUCGGAACUCACUGGGCCCGGACAAGCAAGGACAGGCGAGGCAGAGGUGGAGCCAGGGCAGAGGCCCGAUCUGCGUUGGGGUAGUGUUAUGACACUCACGGCCGGGGGCGGGGCCUAGGCGGGGGCGGGGCCUAGGCGGCGGUCGCGCAACUCGGGAGACGCCGGAAGUGGUGCGCGGCGGGCCGUGACGGCUGCAGUGCGACCGCCGCACCGCUAGGGGCCAGCGCGGGCUGCCGGAGGAGUUCGAGACAGAGAGAGCGAGAUACCGAUUCGUGCGGAUCGUGGACGCGGAGCAUCCCGGAGUACGGCGUCAGCAUGUUUCCAUCCCUGGGGCAUGACCAUGCAGCUAGGCCCGGCCCUGGUGCUAGGGGUGGCCCUGUGCUUGGGGUGUGGCCAGCCCCAGCUGCAGGCCCCUGAACACCCCUUCUUGGUGCUGUGGAAUGUACCCUCAGCACGCUGUAAGGCCCGCUUUGGUGUGCACCUGCCACUGGAGGCCUUGGGCAUCACAGCCAACCGUGGUCAGCAUUUCCAUGGCCAGAAUAUCACCAUCUUCUACAAGAAUCAACUCGGCCUCUAUCCCUACCUUGGGCCCAGGGGCACAGCUCACAAUGGGGGCAUCCCCCAGGCUGUGCCCCUUGACCGCCACCUGGCACAGGCUGCCAACCAGAUCCGCCACAGCCUACUACCCGGCUUCGCUGGCCUGGCAGUGCUGGACUGGGAGGAAUGGUGUCCACUCUGGGCCGGGAACUGGGGCCGCCGCCACGCCUAUCAGGCAGUCUCCUGGGCUUGGGCACAGCAGGUAUUCCCCAACCUGGACCCCCAGGAGCAGCUCUACAAGGCCCGUACUGGCUUUGAACAGGCAGCCCGUGCACUGAUGGAGGACACAUUGCGGCUAGGCCGAGCACUGCAGCCUCACGGGCUCUGGGGCUUCUAUCGCUACCCAGCCUGUGGCAAUGGCUGGCGCGGUCAGGCUUCCAAUUACACAGGCCACUGCCAUGCAGCUGCCCUGGCCCGCAACACCCAACUCUAUUGGCUCUGGGCUGCCUCCAGCGCCCUCUUCCCCAGCAUCUACCUACCACCCCGGCUACCACCUGCCCAUCACCAGGCAUUUGUCCGAUACCGCCUGGAGGAGGCUUUCCGUGUGGCCUUCACUGGACACCUACAUCCCCUGCCUGUCCUGGCCUAUGCCCGCCUCACACACCGGAGCUCUGGGAGGUUCCUGUCCCAGGAUGAACUCAUGCAGACCAUUGGUGUGAGCGCUGCACUGGGGGCAGCCGGCGUGGUGCUCUGGGGGGACCUGAGUUUCUCCAGCUCUGAGGAGGAGUGCUGGCAUCUCCAUGACUACCUAGUGGGCACCCUGGGCCCCUAUGUGAUCAACGUGACCAGGGCAGCCAUGGUCUGCAGUCACCAGCGGUGCCAUGGCCAUGGCCGUUGUGCCUGGCAAGACCCAGGACAGCUGGAAGCCUUUCUGCAUCUGCAGCCAGAUGGCAGCCCUGGAGCUUGGGAGUCCUUCAGCUGCCGCUGUUACUGGGGCUGGGCUGGCCCUACCUGCCAGGAGCCCAGGCCUGACCUUGGACCUGAAGAAGCAACAUAAAGCCAGGGGUCACCUGCCCCUGACCUCCUUGUCCCUGCUGCUAUUUUUCCAGUCCUGGGGUGGUGGCUCUGUCACACUCUUGUUCUAUUUUGCUUACAGUCAGUUCUCCUGUGCACAUAUCCCACUUCCCAUGGGAUCCCUGGGAAGAGGAAGAGGCCAGAAGAAACGUACCAGUUUAAAACCAGAGGCCCUCUGAGAUCACCUGA